Molecule: messenger RNA, 8960 nt
Organism: Cydia pomonella (codling moth)
Lineage: Eukaryota; Metazoa; Arthropoda; Insecta; Lepidoptera; Tortricidae
Gene: stol
Product: voltage-dependent calcium channel subunit alpha-2/delta-3
Exons: 27
Coding region: 2154-5771 (1205 amino acids)
Cellular component (GO): voltage-gated calcium channel complex
Molecular function (GO): voltage-gated calcium channel activity
Source: RefSeq, a predicted model, not a curated record
AACAGUCAUGAAAUUUGUUAUGUAUAUAAAUUAAAGGCCCCUUUUUCAUGCCCGCACCAUUUGACAUUUGGGGACCUCAAGGAAUCGCAGCCAUCUUGGAAAAUGUGUACCAUCUAGGAGAAAUUCGCGUUUUACUCAAAAUCUACGUUCUUUACGAAAAUAUCGUGUAAGGCAACAUUCAAGCUUAUUAAAUUCUACACAAAAUAGUCUCAGAUAUCUUUGCGGAAAAACUACAUCUUCCUAUAAAAAUUACUUGUUGAACCCAUUUUAAGCGCUUAUACCCUUUCAGGGGAUAUUCUCUUAAUAGGAAACUUGAAAGAAUAUGAAUUCCACUUUUAACUAUAAGUACAUUUAUACCUACAUGAUCUACCCCAAUAUCAAUAUUUUACUUGACUGCGACUUAACCAGAAAGAAAGUAGCUUUUUAUUUAGUUAUUCUAAAAACCAUAGUUUGUUCUCAAUUGCAUCCGUUUUUUUCAUUUGAAGUUUACUGCUUUUUUAUCGGUACACCCCUUAGUGCUGUUUGGUCGCAGUUAAUCUAACAUACUCCUACGCGCUUCCCUCGUCAUCGCACUUAUCUGGCCUAUGGAAAAUAACUAGACGUUUUUAUAUUAAUAAAUAAUUGACCAAUAGAUUAAUUUGGCGAAUACAAUGUAUUAAAAUUUUUGUAAUACUUAUGUAAUUUAUAUAUUUACCUACUUUACAAAAAAUGUAGUUUAGGUACCUACCAAGUUAAAUUAUUUAUCAUUAUGAAAAGUUGCCGAAUGUUGAUUGUCAAUGUAAAAAACAAAAAUCCUACGGUGAAAAGGCAGAUCACCCAUCUAACCUAACUCCAAAAAGACUCUAAAUGUGAUCCCUAUUUGAAAAACGGAUGAAAAAAAGUAUCCUGUUUAUACUUAAUACGAUACGAUGUCUUACAUCUGUAAAACCAGAGUGAAAUAAUUGGAUUGACCAAAAUAAGCGCUGUCUGGGCAGAUAAGUAAUUUGGGAACACUAUUAACACCGGCCGUGAAAAUUAACCAGUCGUGCCGGUUAAUCUCCUAAGAACUCGUUCAGUAAUGAAAAUACAACACCAAUAUAACGUCAAUUUUAUAUGAAUUAGACAGUCCUGUAAGAAGAGCGAGCGAGUGCACACACCCAACACGUUUUCAGUAUAGUCAUAAAAAUAUGUGUCCUUUUACAUUUAAACGUUACAUAAAGCAUUUAGUUUUUAUCAAGUUCUUAUAAUUAACAUAGAUAAAAGUACAAGCCAAUUAAACUACCUAAGAUAGGUAGUAUACUUCAGCUAGCCUGAACAAAUAUCUAAAUACCAUGGAUUUACUACCACGCUGGUUGUACUUGUGAGCCGUAACCUGUUUAAGUUAAAUAUCCAUUUAAGUAUUUUUUUUUUUCAUAAUUGGCGUCUUUCCUAUUGUAAUAGUAAGUCCCUAUUCUUAUAACUUAAUUUCUUAUAGGUAUAUAUGACAGACAGUCUACAAUAUAAUUAUUAAAGACUAUUCAAAUUAAAGAAAAACAAAUUACAUAGCUCGUGAUCAGCUUAGUGCGGAAUAUAAUGACGGGCGGGUUUUGGCGGCAACACCGCCUGCGACAUUCCUUAGAAAACGGGAGCGCGGGAAUCAAUAAAGGAUUUCCUGGCGGCGUGCCCACGCAUGUGCGUUCCGGUGAGCACGAGUGCUGCUGCUGCGGCGACCACACUGCUCCCGACCCUGCCGCGGCCACGACCCUCUAUGCCACGCUCAAAUUUUACUCCCAACUUACAGGUAUUUCAGGAUCAAUUAAGCUGAUUACCAUCACCAAGGACCGCGUCGGUCGCUGACCAUCAACCCUCUGAACGAAUAAAUCUCAGUAAUAAGUAGUAGGCUGUGUUAUUGGGCGUAUGAUCGGCGCGCAACGCCACUGCGGCUGCGGGGCGCGGACGGCGGCGGGGGCGGCGGCCGGCGCGGCGGCGCGCUGCCGGCAAGCUUCCCGCGCGGCACGUUUGUCCUCGCCCGCGGUUCGCCCGCACCACCGUCUCGGUCCGACCUAACCUGAUAUUUUACACACUCGAUGACUCACAAACAUACCCGGCUCUGACACUAGGGGAGUGUAGUGCGAUCGUGUUAGAUGUGAGCGGGAGUGCUGUGUGGUUCUGGUGCCUGUGAUGUGGGGAGUGCGAUGGCGCUGAGAGGCAGCAUGUCGCCUCUGGCGCUGUUCAUGCCUCUGCUAGCGGUCGCCGCGCUUGCAAACCAGUUAGAGGACAUACCCCACAAUGAAGUCAAAAACUGGGCGUUGAAAUUCGGCGUGGAUUUAUGGGAAUUCGGAAGGCACUUUACCAAAAUGAAUCAAAUACAAAACAAAUACCACGAGUAUAACGUGGAGGUGGCGCGCAAGGACGGGCUGCUGCUGGUGCGGGAGCUGGCCGCCGAAGUCAAGAACCACAUGGACUUCAAAAUUAACGCCGUCAUGCGUAUUAUGGACUCUGCGGAGGCGGCGGCGCUGUCGUCGGGCGGCGCGGACGGCCCGGGCGCGUACUACGACGCGCGAUGGCUAAACGUGCACGCCGACGACGGCACACUGGCCGCGCGAGCACGCCGCCUCGUGCUCGCGCCCAGCCGACACUUCGACCACAUCGCCGUUAACGCGAGCUACAGCGCAGUGCUGAUGCCGCCCUACAUCAACGUUGAAAACGGCGACGUGCAGAAUCAGAUCGCGUGGUCCGAGCACCUCGACCCCCUGUUUGUGAACAACUACGAGAUCGACCCUUCGCUGUCGUGGCAGUACUAUGCCUCAUCCAGUGGCUUCAUGAGGCGGUAUCCAGCCAUGUCAUGGCCGCCUGAAGACGGCUAUUCGCACCACGCGCGCGAUUUCUACGACUUCCGCUCCUCCAACUGGUUCGUGGAAGCGGCCACUUCUCCCAAAGACCUGGUCAUCCUUUUGGACGACUCGGACGACCUCGGUUCUUCAUACUGGAGGCUGGCUAAGGCUACAGUCUCUGGAUUACUGGACACUCUCGGCCCGAAUGACUUCGUAAACGUGUACCGGUAUAGCGAUACCGUGUCGGAGAUACAUUCGUGUUAUACGAAGAUUUUGGCUCAGGCUGUGCCGGAAACGAUAAGGGAGCUGAAAACCGCGCUGUGGGGCGCCGAGGCGACGGGUGGAGCGGCCAAUCUGACUGCAGCGCUCACUACUGGCUUCGAAAUUUUGCAUAGGUAUAACCGCACCGGGCUGGGCUGUCAAUGUAACCAAGCCAUCGCGGUGGUGGGCGCGGGCGGCGGCGCGGCGGGCGUGAAGGGGGUGUUCCGUACGUGGAACUGGCCGCACAUGCCCGUGCGCAUCUUCAGCUAUGGCGUGGGCGGCGACGCUGCUUCCAGUCACAGCAUGAAGGACAUGGCUUGCACUAACAAAGGAUUCUACGUGUCGAUAAACGAGCACUCGGAGAUCAGACCGAAGGUGUUGCAUAUGAUCGAGGUGUUGGCACGACCACUGGUCAUGUACCAGACUAUGCAUCCUGUGCAUUGGAGCCCAGUUUACGUCGGCGGAAGGAGCAGUAACCUGGACGACGAUGGGAUGGGCCAAUUAAUGACGUCAGUAACGGUGCCGAUUUUCGACAGGAGAAACCAUACGCAUCGGGAAGCUAAUCUACUCGGUGUGGUGGGCACAGACGUACCUGUCGAUCAAAUAAAGAAGCUCGUUCCACCAUAUAAGUUAGGAGUAAACGGUUACUCGUUCAUGGUGGAUAACAACGGGCAUGUGUUAUAUCAUCCGGAUCUGAGGCCUUUGUAUACCAAUGAGGAAUACACUGAGACGCUCCGUCCGCUGUAUUCGAGCGUGGACCUGACAGAUGUAGAGCUCCUCGUGGACGCCGACGAGAACUCACGCGUCAACCUCACAUCUCUGCUGCUCGAUCUACGACACGACAUGAUUGAGCAACGCGAGGGCGAAACUGAGAUCGGUGUGAAAGUGCAAUAUGGCAGCAUGCGACGCGUAGCCACGCGCCGACAGCGUUAUUUCUACAGUCCAGUAGAAGGAACACCAUACUCGCUGGCAAUAGUACUGCCUGACGGCUACGGCAUGUACGAGCUGCAGGCCGAGCAGGAGGUCAAGCACAGUCCGAUCAACGUUACUGAAUAUUUUAAAGGAGAUAACUGGAAAAUUCACCCAGAAUGGGUGUACUGCGAGUACGCAUCGACGUCCGACCAGACAUUCAACUCUGCGGAGGAACAGUUACUGCACUUCCUGGCGCGCGCGGGCCGCCCCGGCUGGAAGUGGAUGAGCCUGCGCCCGCGCGCGCUCACGCUGCACAACAUGCACAAGAAGCAGGACAGGGAUUCCUACUACUGUGACAAGAAUUUAGUUCAAUCACUCGUACGGGAUGCUAUGGUAAUAAAAGAAUUGGACGCACACACUGGACACGCGAGCCACCACAACCACCCGAUAGCAACUUUAAUGGCACUGCUGACAAGGCAAGGGCGGUUCCACAAGUUCGUGGUCACGAUGUCGUUCAUCGCCACCCGCAGCGGCCUCUUCCGGUGGACCGACAACAACAACAGCACGAGGACUGGAGAUACCUCUGAACCUCACUUCAGCGAGCGCUACGCACGCGCGUUCGACUCGGAGUGGUACCGACGCGCCGUGGAGCACCACAACAUAGAGCCGGAGAGCUUCGUGUUCUCGGUGCCGUUCCGCGACGCUGCAGAGUCCGCCGCGCCGCCGCUGGUCCUGGCCACGCACGCCGUGUUCGUGGAGUCGCGCGGCCACCGCGCCCCCGCCGCCGUCGUCGGCCUGCAGUUCCAGCUGGACUCGCUUGCCAAGCACUUCCUCAACGUUACAUCCACGUGCACAGCGGGUACAGUCUGCAAGAAGACGUGCGCAGGUGAUGCGCUCGACUGCUAUAUUCUGGACGAUAACGGUUUCAUCAUCCUAUCGGAGGACGCGGCGCAGACCGGCCUGUUCUUCGGGCAGGUGGACGGUACUAUCAUGGACUCGCUCGUGCAGGACCGCAUCUACAAAAAAGUCACAGUUCAUGAUCGUCAGGGACGCUGUCCGGACUCUAGGAACCCGUUCAGUGGGGAUGGAAAUAAACUGACGCCGUUAAAGCCCCUAUCGUGGCUUGGAGGAUAUCUCACCAGUUUAAUAGCUGUCUGGUUUCCGCUGUGGCAGUCAGCCAAAGCUCACGCUCACCCAUAUGCGGACGAUGAUAUAGCUGACACAUCGGUUAACGAAGACUACGAAGACUACGAACACGACGGCGACGAGGACCCCGACGAAGAGGAGCGCGACCGUGGCAAAUACGAGAUCAUCAUCGACGGGUACGGCGCGGAGCAGCCGGCGGAGCGGCCGGCCGGCGCGCCGCGCGAGCCGCCGCGCGAGGCCGCGCGCUCCGCCGCCGUGCGCCCGUGCGACACCAGCGCCGAGCUGUUCACGCUGCAGUCCACGAGGCUCAACGCUGCGCAGCCGCUCAAAGGAAAGCUGACCAACUGCCACAACUCCGGAUGCGAGAGACCGUUCAGCGUACAAAAGAUCCCGCACAGCAACCUGAUCCUGCUGGUGGUGGACACGCUGUGCCCGUGCGGCGCCAAGCGGCUGGACGUGCGCGCGCGCGAGGCGCCGCCGCGCACCGUGUGCCGCCGCCACCCCGCGCACGCCGCGCGCCGCCGGCCCCGGCACUGCGUCUCCUACCACCCGGAGGAAAUCGAAAUCCUUUCGUGCGGCCGCGGCUCGAGUACUCGGGCGCCGUGGGCUCUGCUGCUAGCGACGGUGACGGCGCUGCGGUGGCUGGCGCGCGGCACGUGACUGCCCGCCCGCCCUUGCUAACUCCAUCUUUGCUAGAACGCGAGCCCGGAGCUCGAGCUCAUCGGAAAAACCCGCUAAAUGUUCCAGCCUCUUUGUUAUAUCCUACUAACACAAAUUCUACUCGUUCGAGAGCUUCGAGGUAUUGUUGUUCAGUGCUUCAGUGUGAGGACAGUUGGCGAGCGCUCCCGGGCGGGCCGGCGGAGCACCGCAGCCGCGCCCUCGAGUUCUCCUAGGUUACGUCGCGCGGAACCACGAGUUUUGAUCUAUUUUACCGACUGAAGUUUUGGUCCGACCAAAUGAACUUUUGACCUUGUUUUGAGACAGGACGAUACUCGAUUUAGGAAACGAUAUUAAAUAAAAUAUUUCUCCCUCUCGGUUAAGUUGACACUUUUCUUAUUGCGGCCGACGCCGCCGCGUGCAGUAAUAGGUAGGUAACGAAUAUCUUGUUAAAUUUAAAUCGGAGAUUAUCACAAACUUGGAGAUCUUAUAAAUUAUAGCUAAUGUUAAUAGAUAUGGAAAGAUAAAUUAAUGUAAAAUAAAGAUAUGGUUUAAAACUGUUUUAGAAAAAUUUACCUAUGUUGAUCCGAAACUCGAUUUAUUUCUUGAUAUCUGUCAUUCACAUAUUUAUAUCGCUAAACUUAUUGACUAGUUGCAUAGGGUUGAUGUAAAUAAGAAAUAUUUUAUUUGUAGGCAGUUCUUUUGCUGAUUUUAUGUGUGCCUGUGCGUGUAACCUGAUAGUCGUGGUGUCGAGGACACACUGGUAUACUGAUUGCUGUUACCUAUUUUAUAAAAUUACAUACUAGUGGCGCCAGGGUGCCUUCUUUAGGCUCUGUGAGACAGUCACAACAUUGGCAGCCCAUUCAAUGCAACUGUUAAUCUGACUAAUUGUUUUUUUUUAUAUAUAAACGUGCGGCUACAGUCACAUGUGAACAGCCAGCAGAUGAAGUGGCUAGCGAGAGAGGUGUCUAAAAUGAUCUGCACCAGCUCUUAUUUUCUUAACAAUAAAGUUGUGUUCAGAUCACUGUGAAUACUUCGGCCGCUUAGCUUCUUAUGCUGUUGACUGAUCAAACGAACAGGAGCCGCAGCCGGCGCUACUCCUCGACACCGCGAUGUGCCCACUUUCAUACGAGUACGUCUAGUUGUUAGUGAUUUUCUCGCCUAAUCUUCAAAUAAUGCUGUAAUUGGGGAAUCUGUAAACAAUUCCAUAUUUUUAUUGUAAAUAUUUUACUAACUUAAAUGGCCUACUACAAUUUUAGAACGUGUGUUGCUAAUAUUUAAGUCGUUCUAUAAUUAAAUUAAUGAAACUACGUCAUUUCGAUUCGACUACCACGCACCCACUUUAAGUUGUACUGCAUAAUCCAUUUAGCAAUAAAUAACAUCGUCAUUUCAUUUCAUCUUUAUUCUGUAAUUCUGAGAGACAAGAAUAUUAUUCAAAAUCAACAUUUUUACUUUGAUAUAAAAGUUUGAUGUUUGGCAGUAUUAACAAGAUAAGCUCAUACUUACACUUGUUUGUAUUUGAUAUAAAUGUGAAUCUAAAUAGAAUUAAAGUUGAGAUCCCUUAUACCUUACCUAUCGAAUAUAGACAUUUUAUAUGUAUAUCAUAUCAAAUAGUACCUAUUUAUAAUGUAGUAUACGAGUCGCAGCUUGCUAUUGUCCGUUAAGUGUAUAAUUCCAAACGUUUGAAAUAGUACAAAAGCCAUAGCUACAUAUAUAAAAUAGUUAACACACUGGAAGUGCCAAACCACGUCUACCUAUUAUUUCCGAUCACAGAUUUUAGUGAGUUCGUGAAAAUUUUAUAAACGCCUGUUACAGGGGUUUAUACAACGGAGCCUGAGUUUACGCAUGAAAGAAAUCAUUUUUUGAAAUCCUGAAUACUCUGGAUAUUGUAGUUGUACUAUGUCGCUGCUACACGGCAAUAUAAUUUAAAUAUGCAUAUCAAAUAAUUAAAAGCGACAUGGUACUUACGAUAAUGUCCAAAUGUUAAUACUGACCACGUUGCUAAUCCCGAGGACAAUGGUAAGCGACUACUUGUCCAUCAGAUGUUGGUCACAGCGAUCCGUUCUAUCUACCUACCUACCUUUAACCUUGUUCUUCGGAUGCGUUUAAUGUUUUCCGUGUUAAAUAGGUACCUAUACAAAUUAUCGCUGAAACACCAACAAGAGAAAUUGGCAAUUAGAUAUUAAGGUAGGUAUGUGCGGCAAGAUAGCUGAGAACGACGCAAAUGUAUCAUCGACUAGAUCGGUCAUAUCACGUAUCGUAACAUACACAUAUUCAAAAUAUAAAGAUAAUUGUUGGAGGGCGAUUUUGAGAAAUUGUACAUUUUGUAUAAAUAAUACAGUAAGGAGUCGAUAUAAUGGCGUAGUAGAGGUUUGUUGUACGGGUGAGUGGCGAAUGACGAACGACUGGUAAUUGAAUUGCUUCUAGCAAGCGUCGAGUCUUCCAUAGCAGUCGAACGCGUCUCGAGUGUUUACUAUAACGUCUAAGUAUUAAACGAUAAUAAUAUAGCGUAUACCUAACAUAGCAUAGCUGAGCCCGACGGGCGCGGGGCGGAGAGGGUUUUUUUACUGGCACUUGGCGGGAUUUAGUUUUACGAGAAUAUAGACACAAAACGAAUACCUCGUUUAGUUACGCAAAUCGUAAAUAGCUAGACAGAAUUGUGAUUAUUUCGCGUUUAUUUCUUAAACAUAUCAAUUCAGGCACCAAAGAAAACUAUAGUAUAAGCGAUUAAUAAUUGAUUCUAUGUGACUUUUUAAAUAAGUUAAGUUUACCUACCUACUUACAAGUGGAACAGUGAUCUCAAAAAAUCUUUGCCACUUUUAUAUAUAUCUCAUUAUUGGUGUUGUACGUUUCGCUCGGAAUGGAAAAGCUGUUUUUCAUAUUCUCACAAUUCCCUCAUUAUAAUAUUUUCAUUAUAGUUGAUACAAAACUUUUGAGGAAUUAUUUAAAGUCUGUUUUAGAAUUAGGUCCGUCAGCCCAACUAUUUUGACGUCACUGUUUUUAAUAUUAUUUCUAGUAUUUACGUAACAAGUUGUAUGAUUGGUAUAGUUCUAUUAUUGGGCACAGCCACUCUGUGAACAUGGUUCUUUAGUGUGAGUUUAGAGAAGUACCUACUCUUCUUUUGUUAAUUGCCAGAUCAUGCUAUAGAUAUACGGUAAUUAAAACAAUAAAAUUCUCUUAUAAACAUUGUGA